CCAGACUGCUAAUUCUUUCAAUUCAUCCGAAAGACCUGACCGUACUGCCCGAUUAUACCCUUCCCUGUGUGGUUCUUACCACCUUCUUUCUCUCUCUUUCUGCACUGCUUUCCACACACCCUCUAACCUUUCCCUUUUCCUCACUCCACCACCUUCACCUGCUCGGCUCUUCACCGUCGCUGGCUCUCUCUCUCUCUCUCUCUCUCUGUAUGCUGCCGUUCUCGGGGUCUUCUCGUUGGUAGAGGUGGUGUAGUUUGAUAUGGACGAAGGAGCCAAGGGUUAGCGGUGUGGAGUUUUGUUCCGGGCCCUGGCAGCUGAACCAGUCCCUGCCUAUUGGUCCUUCCCUCCCGCCCUCUCCGGGCACACCUCUCUCUCUUUCCCUCUCUGAUUUACUGACUCUCUGAAAAGGGUGGUGACUGUGACUGUGACCAUUCUCCUUCUGCUGCUUGUACGUCUGCUUCUUUUUCUUCCUCCUCGGUUGGUACCUGAUUGGGAAGAAAAAAAAGGAAGGGAAAGGUGAAGUGAGGGUUGUGGUCUGGAGACCAAAAAGGGGAUGGUCUCCUCAUCCUUCUAUGGAGAAAUUUUAGGGUUUUCUGCUGUUUCUUCUUGUUCUUGUUCUUGUUCUUCGGUUUGUGACUGGACUAAUUUUCUUCUUUCCUGUUCCGUCUUCCUGGGUAUUAGUGGAGAAUUUGUGUUGAAAGAAUUGCUCUCUCUCGAUUUUUGUUGUUUUGCUGUGCAGAUUCAAAGUUGAGUUUUGGGGUGAAUUUGUAGAGUCAAGUGCAUAGGGUGUAACCCUUCCACCUUUUCUGAAACUGUCCUGGAGCUCUGUUUCUCCUUUUUAGGGGAUUAGGUGUUAGUCAGAUUUUCCAUUUUUUCUGUAAAGCAUAUUUGAUUUAGCUUAUUCACGUCUUUAGAGAUUCUUCAUUAGUGGUUCUUGCUCGCUAUUUGGUGCUUCUGUCGGGGGCCUCUCUAAGAUGGUGGUGUUACUGGCGUCGUUUUAGCACUAGGAUUGUGGAACAGAUGGGCCUGGGGCCUGGAACAGUGCAGGUGGAGGCAUGGGAGGAGGUGGGGAAAUCCAAAGGAAGGAAAAAGAAGGGUGGUCUGGAGGAUUUUGGAUGCUGGAGCUUUAAAAUUAGGCUCAUGGGUGGUUGCAUAUCUUCAAGAUCUAAAGUCGAUAACUCUUUAAGCAGCAGCGGCACCCAUUGUGCGACAAAUGAUGGGAGUAGAGAUCAACCUAAUGUACCUGCUAUCUCCUCCACGAGCACCAGUAAUCCGGAAAGCAAUCCAUCAACACCAAAAGUCAGUGAGGAUCUUAAGGUUGCCUCACAGCUAAGGAAAUUCACCUUUAUCGAUCUCAGAACUGCAACAAGGAACUUUAGACCAGAGAGUUUACUAGGUGAAGGGGGGUUCGGUUGUGUCUUCAAAGGUUGGAUCGAAGAGAAUGGAACUGCACCUGUGAAGCCGGGGACAGGUCUUACGGUUGCUGUUAAGACACUCAACCAUGAUGGGCUUCAAGGGCAUAAAGAGUGGCUGGCUGAGGUUAACUUUCUAGGUGAUCUGCUUCAUCCAAAUUUGGUUAAACUAAUUGGCUACUGCAUAGAAGAUGAUCAACGAUUACUUGUUUAUGAAUUCAUGCCUAGAGGAAGCCUGGAAAACCAUCUUUUCAGAAAAGGAUCUCUGCCACUCCCUUGGUCUAUCAGAAUGAAAAUUGCCCUUGGAGCUGCGAAGGGCCUUGCUUUUCUUCAUGAAGAAGCUGAAAGGCCCGUGAUCUACCGGGAUUUCAAAACAUCUAAUGUCCUGUUAGAUGCGGAAUACAACGCCAAGUUAUCUGAUUUUGGGUUAGCUAAGGAUGGUCCUGAAGGAGAUAAGACCCAUGUGUCUACCAGGGUAAUGGGAACUUAUGGUUAUGCAGCGCCUGAGUAUGUAAUGACUGGGCAUUUAACAUCGAAGAGCGAUGUCUAUAGCUUUGGGGUCGUUCUUCUUGAGAUGCUGACUGGCAGGCGAUCCAUGGACAAGAACCGUCCCAAUGGUGAACACAACUUGGUGGAGUGGGCUCGACCGCAUCUUGGGGAGAGGCGUUGUUUCUACCGGCUAAUAGAUCCCCGGCUGGAAGGCCACUUCUCCAUCAAAGGUGCGCAGAAAGCUGCUCAGCUGGCUGCCCGCUGCCUUAGUCGAGACCCCAAGGUGAGGCCAUUGAUGAGUGAAGUCGUUGAAGCCCUCAAACCCCUUAUAAACCUCAAGGACAUGGCUUGUUCCUCCUACAACUUCCAAGCAUUCCAGGCCGAGCGCCGCAGCGCCAGUUUUAGCGCCAGGAGUUCAAGAGCUUCUCAGCCACAAGGUUUAAGGAACAGACCGGCGAGGACACUAUCACAUGGCGCCCAUGAUUCCCCAUACAUGUUAUCACCAAAGCCAAACAGCAAACAAUAGCUUACGGACCCUUACCCUGUUGUCUCCUUCCUCUCUUGUUACCAUUAUGAAAUUCAUGUCUGUGUUACUGUGCUCUGUAUUCCAUGCCGUCAUUCUUCUGUUAGGCAGCGAGGAGGAGAACACUGUUUUCUUUGGGUUGCAACAUGUCGACAGAAGAAGAGCAUGAGGACAGUGAGGGAGCCAUGGCCUUCCUCACGGGUAUGUUAAGAAGGCUGUUACUGUUGUGACUAUGUUUAUGCUUUGAAAAUGAGUUAAUUCA
This is a messenger RNA of Nymphaea colorata (pocket water lily), 2686 nucleotides long. RefSeq names its product serine/threonine-protein kinase PBL34-like. The record is from RefSeq and is a predicted model, not a curated record. NCBI's taxonomy places the organism in Eukaryota, Viridiplantae, Streptophyta, Magnoliopsida, Nymphaeales, Nymphaeaceae. Gene Ontology annotation, biological process: protein phosphorylation. Gene Ontology annotation, molecular function: ATP binding; protein kinase activity. The transcript is spliced from 6 exons. Bases 1021 to 2427 code for a protein of 468 amino acids.